Molecule: messenger RNA, 1008 nt
Organism: Prosopis cineraria
Lineage: Eukaryota; Viridiplantae; Streptophyta; Magnoliopsida; Fabales; Fabaceae
Exons: 3
Coding region: 198-860 (220 amino acids)
Source: RefSeq, a predicted model, not a curated record
CAUGUAGUCUUGUACUAAACACGCACCAAGUGUUUUUCUCUUUUCAUGAGGCUCCUUCCCUCAUGAUAUGAUUGGUUAUGUGUCUUUCUCUCUUUGAAAGGCUCUCAAGAGACAAAUCUUGUUUGAUUGAAAACUUUUGAAGCAUUUCAUAAACGAAUCGACUUGAUUCAAUAUAGGAGAUCAAGGAGAGAAGAGGGAUGGAAGAGUAUGGAGAGAAAGCAGAGGUGAGAAGAAUGCAAAGGGAGCAAGAGAGAGAGAGGCGACGCAUAAGAGAUAGAGAAAGGAGACAAUCAAUGACUCAAGAACAAAGAGAGAUACAUCUUGCAAGAAGGAGAAGGAACUACCAACUCAGAAGACAGAGAGCUGCAAACAACAACAACACUACUUUCUUCCCUCUUGAUCAGGCUAAAGAAGCUAGUACAAGCCGUGGCCAUCCAAGCCUUGUUUCUUACUCCAUUUCAGAUUAUAGAACCCUCCACAAUGACUCAGGACAGGAAUCUUCCCAAGGAUCGGAAGUUCAUAUGGAAGCUCUUACUUAUAAACCAACAAAUUUACCAAGAAAGUUGCGUCUGAAUCAUAUAAGACAACUUGCUCGGAACUUGAUGAUGCACUCAAUUGCUGAUCAUGAUUCUCAAACUGGGAUUGACCAAAUUGUUCAACCCUUGAUGCCCAAUGGAGGUCUCUCGGGUAGCACACAAAAAUCCUUACGUUUGAACCGCGUGAAGCAGCUUGCGCGUUCACUAAAUUCUCCCCCUAAAGAGAUUUCAUCUCAGCGCCUAAACGAUACUACUUUGCAGGAAGCAACUAAUAAUAUCACUUUCCCGGGAACUUAUAAUGGCGACGGAUUCAAGUGCUGUUAAAUGUAGUUUCUUAAUGUUGCUGUUCGAAUGAAUUCAUUGAGAUAGGAUGUGCCGCCAGACAAGAGCUAAGGAUUCAAUCCCAUGUUAAUGACAAAAGUUAAUGUGUAAAAAUAUUCAAAAACCUUUUCAAAAACUUCUGGUAUCCUUA